AUGCUUAACAAUGGACAACUCAUAGAAUCCAUCAUUUCCCAUCCAAAUUUCCCCAAAAUUCGUGCAAGACUAAGAGCUAAUAUUUACCAUGUCCUCGCAGCCCGUGAUCCUAUGCAAACUACCAAUGUUUUCGCUAAAAAUUUUUCCUCAAGUGAAGAAGGGCAGAUUAUUAUAGCUUUAUUUAAAGAUUAUUUAGAAUGCGCAGACUUAUACAACACUUUAGAAGUUUUUAUGCCAGAAAGCGGGAAUAUGAAUAUUUUGCCUUCAAGAGACCAAUUAAAAGCUUUAUUAGGAAUUGAGCUACAGCCAGGAAUCCCAAUACUUGUAACAGUGAUAGAAAACAUUGCAAAUAAAAAACGUGCAAAAAUGCCUUCUCUACAAAUCCCGAGUUUUAAAGGGAAAAAUGAGACAAUUACGCAGAAAUUCGGGAUUGGGGAGUUUGACCGUAAGGCUGCGCAGAAAAAUCCUAAAGAUGUUUUGGAAUUGGAAGAGUCAUCAGAUUCAGGGGUUGAAGAAGAGCAGCUUGAUUUUAGACAACUGUUGAGGAUUCCGAGGAGAAAUGAUAAAAUAAUUGAUGAAAAAGAAGAGCUUGAAGAAGAAGAUGAAGAGGAAGACUAUAGGCCGCCUGUGAGGAAAAAAUCAUUGUAA
Blepharisma stoltei is the source of this 648-nucleotide messenger RNA. Lineage: Eukaryota; Ciliophora; Heterotrichea; Heterotrichida; Blepharismidae. The record is from the annotation of a GenBank genome assembly.